GUGUGUUGACCCCAUGACAGUCUGUUGGGUCGAUUCUCGGCAUCGAGCAUAGUCUGUGUUCUUUGUUGUAUGAUGGUACACUUAAUGGAUAACAAAGGGACAGCUGCUCGCGUACAGGACUGCAAUUCUGGAGAUACACUGUCUAUUGCAUCGGUGAAUUCCUAUACGAAAGGCUGCUACAAAAUCGCUCCAAGUUCAUACCACACUGCACAACAACCUAGAUGGGACCGGAUCAUGGUAGCUUCAGCAGACCCUGACGAUCCCGAAGCCCGGGUGGACGAUCCCAUGCCGAGGGGCUACAGAUUCGUCCCUCAAGGCAACGUAUAUAUCACCAAGUACUGCCGCAAGUUGACGCACGACGCACAAAAGACCCUGUAUGUGGUACUCGACGACAGGAACAAGCCGAUAGGCCUGCGAUGCCCAAUACACAUCUACGAAACCGUCAGGAGCCAGAACAAGACAACAGCCGCGCAGCGAGCAGUAGCCGUUCAGAAGCGGGACGCCGCCAUCGAGGAAAAGUUUGAGGAAGCUCUACUGAAGCUCUUCCCCGAUAUCCCCAAAGCCGAAAUCCCGCUAAUCCUCAAGCAUGCGCUCAAGAAGCACAGUCGUCGGGUAGGCAGGGCCGGCAAGCUGGCCUUGCAAGACAAAGUGAAGCUUGCGGUGCGCGCACACAUCCGGCACGUGCACACCGACUACGAUAUGCUGCUCAAGCAGGGUACGAGCAGGCCGGUCGCGAGGGAGAAAGUCUGGGGCAGGCUUAACGAGAUUGCCAGGCAAUGGGGUGGACGGCUCCUUAAAACGAUGACCCCGACACCGGCCACGGGGAAGCAUGCCAGAAAGAGCAAGACGGUGACGGCUUCCACAAGAAGGACCGAAGCAACAGCAGGGGCGAAGAAGGCUACGAUUGCCACCGCAGCGCGGCGCCAUCGCAAGCGCACCCGGCUGAUGAGUAGAAAUGCCUUGGAACUGUCGUCAGGCAGUCACGGGGGCCGCACCAGAGCGGUGAAGCCGGAGCAUACGGGCCUUCGCGUGCACACGCGGUCGAUGACAAGCGGGUCAGGGCUGUUAGCACUUGACGUGUUUAAGGACGAUGAGAAGCUGCCUGAGGAAGUCGAGGUUGAGGGUGAUGCCUUCACUAGGAGCGACGAAGACUACUGCGACAGCGAUUGCAGCGAGGAGGAGCAUAUGGAGCCCGCCUCACGUCGACUGAUAUGCCGGAGAGCUAGGUACGGAUGAGCGUAUCAUGUGAAGGGUUUCCCCCGAAGUCAUGUCGGCUUCGCUAUAUGUUGUUGGAAGGAGCACAUGUCGAUGAAUACCAGUUAGCGAACAGAUCGAGUACCGGCCGGGACAUGCUGUCCAAGCGGUAGUGAAACCGAGGGGACCCCGAUGUACAACGGACGGCACUGAGUGGCAUGCCUUCCAGGUCCACAUGGUAUACCUUAUUCGGCCUCGAUUACUUCAGCCUUCGGGGCGGGAAUAUCGAAUGUCGGAAGUAAGGUGGCCUGGCUUACGGGACUCCGUGGGUGAAGUCGCUGCAGCUACUACCUAGUAUGGAAGGUAUUGACGAGAUGACGGAUGUUCAAGGGACGCUGGGAAAGGAAGUGGCGAGCUAAGCAUUCUGGAUCCCUGGAUGAUACGAUACUACCUGGGGUAUGUGAUUGACUUAGAAAGAGGACUGGACACGGCCCAGGUCCGGUCCUGAAAGAC
Chaetomium strumarium is the source of this 1707-nucleotide messenger RNA. RefSeq lists its product as uncharacterized. NCBI's taxonomy places the organism in Eukaryota, Fungi, Ascomycota, Sordariomycetes, Sordariales, Chaetomiaceae. The transcript has 2 exons. The coding region runs from base 70 to 1236 and encodes 388 amino acids. The record is from RefSeq and is a predicted model, not a curated record.